CAAAGCCCAGCACUGGUGUAUGUUGUGGCAUUUGUGUUAAUGUUUGUUAGAAUGGAGCUCCUGCAAGGUCUGUUAGUGGUGUUUGUGCUUGUUGCGUUUGAUCUGCCUGAUGCAUGGGGAAGUUUGAGGUACAGUCAAAGUCCAAGGAGCAUGAGGCCAAAAUCAGACCCAGCUUCCAGAAGUCCUGCCCGUUCUCCUCUAGGGCUCUGGAACCCUUUGCAAGUGGCUUCUCCGUUUCAGAGUCCUGUCUCCAGAAGCCUUGCACAGGAUCCUUUUGGCCUUCAGGAGAAGCAGCUGUUGCAGGGUCCAGUGAAGCCUUUGGAUUGGAGGUAUCCCGUUGUUCCUGAGGUGCAGAGCGAGGUGGCAGUGGGCUUCCAGUUGAGGCAACCCGUGACUCCCAGCAGUGUAGCGAUUCAAUGCAGCGAGAACCGGGUUCUUGUAGAGGUCCAGCAGGACUUGUUCAGCAAUGGUCAAUUGAUCCAGCCAACUGGUCUGUCUCUAGGUGGAUGUCCUGUUGUUGGUCAGGAUUCUGAGUCUAGGGUGCUCAUCUUUGAGUAUGAACUACAGGACUGCAACAGUGUGCUGAUGAUGAGUGAGGAUGAGCUUGUCUACACCUUCUCUCUUACCUACACCCCUGAGGCACUUGCUGGUACUCCGAUUACCCGGGCCGAUGGUGCAGUUGUUGGUGUUCAAUGCCACUAUCAAAGGCUUCAAAAUGUAAGCAGUAAUUCCUUGAGGCCAACAUGGGUCCCUUAUGCCUCAACGGAGGUUGGUGAAGAAGUCUUGCUGUUCUCCCUGAAGCUCAUGAUGGAUGAUUGGUCCUAUCAGAGGCCUUCAAACACUUAUUUCCUGGGUGGCAUUAUUAACAUCGAGGCUUCUGUGAAGGUGUACAAUCAUGUGCCUCUGCGUGUGUUUGUGGACAGCUGUGUGGCUACUCAAGGACCAGAUGUGAACUCUCUUCCAAGAUAUUCCUUCAUUGAGAAUCAUGGGUGCUUUGUGGAUGCCAAAACUACAGCCUCCAGCUCCCGCUUCAUGCCUCGGUCCCAGGAGGACAAGAUCCAGUUCCAGCUGGAGGCGUUUAUGUUCCAGGAGGCCUACAGUCCUUAUAUCUACAUAACGUGUAUUCUGAAGGCAACCAUUGCUUCUGUACCAAGUGACACUCAGCGCAAAUCCUGUUCCUUCGCCAAUGGGUGGUUUGCUGCUGAUGGAAACCACCAAGUUUGUGGCUGCUGUGACUCAACAUGUGGUCCUGAUGGUGGAUUUGCUGCUUCUACCUAUGGAGGCCUUCAGUGGGAAGGCAAGGCAUCACUUGGUCCCGUAAUGGUUCAAGAGCGAAAGGCUGUUUCUCAAUAAAACUGACAUCAAUCCUUGCAUGUA
Molecule: messenger RNA, 1377 nt
Organism: Ctenopharyngodon idella (grass carp)
Lineage: Eukaryota; Metazoa; Chordata; Actinopteri; Cypriniformes; Xenocyprididae
Product: zona pellucida sperm-binding protein 3-like
Exons: 8
Coding region: 40-1353 (437 amino acids)
Biological process (GO): binding of sperm to zona pellucida; positive regulation of acrosome reaction; egg coat formation
Cellular component (GO): extracellular matrix
Molecular function (GO): acrosin binding
Source: RefSeq, a predicted model, not a curated record